UCAAAUGCUUGACAUUGAAUUUUAUUGUGAAAAUUUGUUUAACUAUUUACAAUAAAUAUGGAGACUGGUGGUUUAAUGAAUACCCUUGGUAAAAGGGGUAAAAGGGUUACCAGUACUUACGCUGAAGUAUAUUAUGAUGACGAUUAUUGUGAUUACCAAAAACCCCUAACCGAAUUGAAAGGUGAUGUUUAUAAAGUACCAAGUAAAGAAAAGUACGCAAACGAUGAAUUAUGGAAGUCACCUAGUGACCUUUUAAUAGGAAUACUAGAAUUACUACCUCCAUUCACUUCAAAAAUUACUAGAGGAAUCACUCAUCAAGGAAUACUUGGAAUUGGUGAUGAUGUACUACAAGCUGAACAAGCCAAAUUUUAUGCCCGUGUUAAGCAACUAGUAUACGAUAACAAUGCUGCAUGGGAAUUCAUUUUGGAUUAUGAAAAGAAAAAAAUAAAUGAUAGAGUCAAAAAAAUAUACGAUAAAAUAUUUUCGAUAAAAAGUAAAAUAAUGAUAGAUGAAUGUUAUGCAUUUUAUGAGAAUUCUCUUAAAGAAUUAGAAGAACAUUUAAAGUCAGAAAUUAAACCAGUGUUAAUAAGUACCCAUUCAAAUAUAAUAAGUGAUUUAAAUCCCAAAAUAAGGUUUCAAUUGGAGAGAGAGAAAAAUAUCUUAGAAACUAUAUUGAAAAAAAGGUAUCAAUGCGAAGUUGAUAAAAUAACGUUAUAUUAUCAACUUCUUUUAAAAAAUGAAAAAAAUAGAAUUAAUAAAUUUAUUAAUCAAGCUUUACAUGAAAGAAAUGAUGCUUUACAGGCAUUUGUGAGACAAGUUGACCAAGAAAAUAUCACAAGUACUAUGUAUGUUAUGUGUACAGAAAGAAAAAAAUGUAGAAUGAAUAAAUUCAUACUUGAUAAUUAUCAGACAGCAGAAAUUUCUGAAAAAUUAAAAAUAAUAAAGGAUAAACAAGCUAUUAUAGAUGAUUUUAAGAGUAAAGAUGUAAAAAUAUGCUGUAUAAAUAAAGAUUGGGAGGAGAAAAUAAGAAAAGUAUUGCAGUUGUUCCUAAAAUUUAUUAGCUUUAGUUUAAAAUUACUGCCAGAACAGACAACUUUUCUUCUUGAUCUUGAGAGAAUGGUUGUCUUGCAGUUAAACGAGUUACAAAAGCUACCACCAAAAGCGCCCACUAUAUUAGUAGAGGAAAAUAUUUUCAAAUUUGAAAAAGUAGAGCCUUCUCAAGUUCCCUGCGAUAAGGAACCAUUCGUAAUUGUGGGCGAUACCGCAGACUCAAUCCCAACUAGUUAUGGAAGCACCGAAACGAUACCCUCUCAUGUAGACUUACAUUAUGUCAGGCUUGAUAGACAAUUUAUAUAUGCCAAAUGUCACAAAUUUGAAGAAGUGAAAGCAUUUUUGAAAAGCAAGACUUGUGAAUGCAGAGCACCUCGUGAAAAGGACGAAAACGCUUUCGAAGAAAAACCAUUUCAACCUCCUUUUGAUGCUCAAAAUACAACAAAAACAACAGAACCAAGUGAACUUAGUAGUGAAUCUUCUUUUCAACGAAUAUUAAUAGAUGAUUAUAAACGUUCGGAUCAGUGUCCUGCAAGCCAAUGUCAAGAUUGGAUAAAAAAACUACCAUUCCCAAAUUUAGAUAAUUAUUUAAAUUAUACUGAAGAAAAUUUAAAUAGACUAAAAAUAAUAAUUGGAAAAUUAGAGGAAAAAAUCGUAAUACCGGAACUCAUAAGCGCAAAAGAUAUAGUUUUCAAAGAAGUGCCAUAUUCAAAAACAAAAGAGCUCAACAAAAAUGUAGAGACCCAGUAUUCUAGCCAAGAAGAACUGGACAUCAAUGUUGAAUGUGACUGCUGUGCUGAUGAUAGUAAUACCAAAUAUAGUAAUACUAAAAUCCAAGCUACAGAAAAGACACAAAAAUUUGUUAAUGAAAUAAUAGCAAAACGUCAAAUAUCAUUGCGGAUAUUAAUUAAAGACCAUCCCAGCCUUCUUAAAUUAUUUACUGAUGAAAGUUUUGACUUUUGUUUAUAGACUCAGAAUGAAUACUUUAUAAUUAUAAUGUACAUUAUUUUUAAUAAUAUUUAUUGUGACAUGA
Plodia interpunctella (Indianmeal moth) is the source of this 2083-nucleotide messenger RNA. RefSeq lists its product as uncharacterized. Lineage: Eukaryota; Metazoa; Arthropoda; Insecta; Lepidoptera; Pyralidae. Bases 58 to 2019 code for a protein of 653 amino acids. The record is from RefSeq and is a predicted model, not a curated record. The transcript has a single exon.